AUGCCGCUCCAACUCCUCUUCCGCUGCCUCUCUGACCCCGCCGCCUGCUCCCUAGAAAACGACGACCCCGAGCCGGAGCGGCAGCCGCUCCUCCCAGCCUCGUCUAGCAGCGCCUCCCGCCUACGUCAGCCCGCGUCGCCAUCCCCGUCGUCGCACCAGUCGCCGCUUCGCUCUCGGCCACCACCCGACGCCGACGACGACAUCCAGCCCGCUUCACGCCCGAGCACGCCUGGACUGGCCGCCGCCAUGGAGAAGGUCAAGUCCUCGCGCGUCGCCCACUAUGCCGGCAAGCUGGCCGUCGACAAUGAGCCUGGCCUCACUGCCACCCAGCUCAUGCUCACCAACCACGACUUGAAGCCCGUGGAGCCCGAACGCCGCCAGUGGAGGUCGUGGAAUUUUGUUGGUUUCUGGGUUGCCGACUCGUUCAACAUCAACACCUGGAUGAUUGCCUCGUCCACCAUCACCAACGGCUGUUCUUGGUGGCAGGCCUGGAUCUGCGUCUGGGUGGGCUACGCCAUUGCCGCCUGCUUCAUCUGCUUGACCGGCCGCAUUGGCGCCAUGUACCACAUUGGUUUCCCCGUCGUCAACAGAGCUUCGUUCGGAAUCUGGGGCUCGCUGUGGCCCGUCUUCAACCGCGCCGCCAUGGCUUGCGUCUGGUACGGCGUGCAGUCUUGGAUCGGCGGCCAGUGUGUGCAGUUGAUGAUCCGCUCCAUCUGGAACAACUGGAGAGAUGGCGUCGUUCCCAACGGCAUCAAGAGCUCGGGAACCACCACCGUCAUGUUCGUCAGCUUCUUCCUCUUCUGGUUCUUCUCCCUCCCGGCCAUCUGGUUCCCGGUCCACAAGAUCCGCCACCUCUUCACCGUCAAAGCCUACGUCGUCCCGGUCGCCGGCGUCGCCUUCUUCAUCUGGUUCGUCGUCAAAGCCGGCGGCGUCGGCCCCAUCGUGCACCAGCCCGCAGCCCUCACCGGCAGUGCCCUCGCCUGGGAAAUAGUCAAGGGAAUCAUGUCCUCCAUCGCCAACUUCGCUACUUUGAUCGUCAACGACCCGGACUUCUCUCGCUUCGCCCGCACCCCCAAGAGCGCUCUCUGGUCACAGCUCAUCACCAUCCCGCUCGGCUUCGCCAUCACCUCCUUCAUCGGCAUCAUCGUGUCUUCCUCGGCCACGGUCAUCUACCCCGGCCAAGAAGCCAUCUGGAACCCCCUCGACCUCCUCACGCGCGUGCUGGACGAGGAAAACACGUCGGCCAACCGCUUCGGCGUCUUCUGCAUCGCGUCGGCCUUCGCCCUCGCCCAGCUCGGCACCAACAUCGCGGCCAACUCGGUGUCGGCGGGGACGGACAUGACGGCGCUGCUCCCGCGCUGGAUCAACAUCCGCCGCGGCGGCUACGUGUGCGCCCUCGUCGGCCUGUGCAUGUGCCCGUGGAACCUGCUGUCGACCAACAACAACUUCACCACCUACCUGUCGGCCUACUCGGUCUUCCUGUCGUCCAUCGCCGGCGUCAUGAUCGCCGACUACUACCUCGUGCGCCGCGGCUACCUCGACGUCCGCCAGCUGUACUCGGGCCGCAAGACGGGCGCCUACUUCUUCACCGCCGGCUUCCACUGGCGCGGCUACGUCGCCUACAUCGCCGGCAUCCUCAUCAACGUCGUCGGCUUCGCCGGCGCCGUCGGCACCGAGGUCCCCAUCGGUGCCACGUACAUUUACAACGUGAAUUUCUUUGCCGGCUUCAUUGUGAGUAGCGUCAUGUAUUGGGGCUUGUGUCGCGUGUCGCCCAUCCCGGCCACGAGUGAGGUGUGGAUGGAGGUUGGGGACGAGAUUACGGAUGUGAGGUUGGCGUAUGACGAUCGCGUGAGCGAUGAGGGUUAUGACGAGGAGGUUGUGACGGGGGCCAAGGGUGGAGCGGCGGAGUCGGUGGGUGGUGGUGAUGCGGAGCGGCAGGGCGGGAGGUUCAAGAUCUGA
Molecule: messenger RNA, 1959 nt
Organism: Diplodia corticola
Lineage: Eukaryota; Fungi; Ascomycota; Dothideomycetes; Botryosphaeriales; Botryosphaeriaceae
Product: uracil permease
Exons: 4
Coding region: 1-1959 (652 amino acids)
Biological process (GO): nucleobase transport; transmembrane transport
Cellular component (GO): plasma membrane
Molecular function (GO): nucleobase transmembrane transporter activity
Source: RefSeq, a predicted model, not a curated record